AUGUUUAUGAGGGGCGAAUUGGUUGCGUAUGCCACAUUGGCGCUCAGCCAAACUAAUAUCCCCAAAUGCUUCAAUUACGUCUAUCUAGGUCGGAAAAUCAACACGGUGAACGACUUAGCUCUGGAGCUUCGGAGCGAUCAUCUUCGCUUUGCUGAUGACGUCGUCCUUAUAUCACGAAACAUUAGCCAAGCGGAACGUAUGCUUGACGACUUUGAUAAAGCUUGUGGAAAGAUUGGUAUUCCAGUAAAUCUCACCCAAACGAUGUUAAUGAAGAACGGAUUGCCAGGACCGACUUUCUACUAA
Molecule: messenger RNA, 303 nt
Organism: Angiostrongylus costaricensis
Lineage: Eukaryota; Metazoa; Nematoda; Chromadorea; Rhabditida; Metastrongylidae
Source: the annotation of a GenBank genome assembly